AUGGAUGAUAACAAAAGUGAGAACGUUUUAAACGGAAGCAGGAGAGGGUCGAUAUCUUUUACCACAAAUCAAGACAUCGCUUCAAAACCCCAUGUAGAUGUCCAUUCGCCUCACCACCAUCCAGAAGGACCCCUUGGCAAGUACCUCUCCUGCCGGUGGGUCGUGACAUACAUGUGUACCCUGGUGUUUGUGGUCGUGCCAAUGCUACAGAACUGCUUAUCGAUGGUUCUUGUCUGUAUGGAGUCAAACUACAAAGACACAACAAAUAUCUUAAAGCACAACCAAUCGAACACCACCAAUAAUAUGACAGCGCCCGAAGAAAAGAGUGUAUGGAACAUUCGACUAGAGGGUGACGUCAGAAGACAGGUUUUAUCGGCGGAGUUUUACGCCUUACCGUUUACACCUCUGAUUGGUGGAUAUUUAUCUGGAAGAUUUAGCGCCAAAAACAUGGUUCUUUUCAUACUCGUCCUAACGGCCGCCUUUUCAUCUGCCACGCCCAUAGUAUUAACCGUUAAUCCCUACGCUGCAAUCGUGCUUAGAUGUGUGGUUGGCCUCUCUGUUGGUGGUUUACAGGCCAGCAUCACUGAAUUGUUGGCGAAGUGGGCACCACUCAAUGAACGGGCGCAACUUGUCUCUAUGGUAAUGGCAGGUUUAUUUAUAAGCUACGUUGUGAAUUAUUCUGCCUCUGGUUUUCUCUGUACGAUCCCAGUUCAAAAUGGCUGGCCACUCAUUAUGUACAUCUUUAGUGGUUUCAACCUCCUGAUGAUAUUACCAUGGGUUCUGUUGGUGUAUGAUAGUCCAUACGAACACCCUCGAAUCACUCUGCCGGAAAUAGAAAUAAUCCGACAUCGAAGACGAGACAGCACUGUUGCCAAGAUGCCACGCCCACCAUGGCUCGGCAUUCUCAGAUCGGGACCUUUCUGGGGAAUACUUGUCUGUCAACUCGGCUACGGAUUUAUUGCUACAACAACUGGGACCUUUGUUCCUCUCUAUCUGAAUGAUGUUCUAAAAUUUGACGUAACUUCGAACGGUCUGUUGUCCUCCCUUCCCCCUAUUGCCCGCCUCUUUUCAUGUCUUGGGGGAGGCCAUGUCGCUGAUCUGCUCAUCACUCGAGGAAUUCUCUCAACCACUGCUGUCAGAAAACUCUUCCUAACAACAGGUAACGUGUUGUCUGUUCCAUUUUUAAUUGGUCUAAGUUACAUGGACAGCUCCCAGGCGAGCUAUGCUGUCCUCCUACUUGUCAUCUUCUGGUUUAUUCAGGCUCUUAAUACCAGCAGCCUCCGUGUCAAUGUGAUCGACAUAGCACCAAGGUUUGCUGGCGUGUUAACGGGCAUGACGGGCACUGUGUCAUACAUAGCAGCUAUGCUGUCUCCCAUCGUUACCUUUGAGCUGACCAAAAACAGAACACAGGGAGAAUGGCAAAUCGUGUUCUUCAUUUGCGCCAGUUUGUCUGUAUUCAGUGCUUUGAUGUUCCUCUUUCUCGGUAGUGGGGUUGAACAGUCUUGGGCAAAAGAUCCUUCGUUCGAGGGGGAGAUUUCUGUUGGUGACCCAGUCAAACAGUCUCCAGGGUCAGAUAUGGAAUCUGAAAUUCAGAUAAAGACAAAUGGUCACGUGAAUGAAACCCGUGAUAAUGAACAACCGACCAUUGAAACAGGCAUAAAUACAGAUCUGAAUAUGAUUCAUUUGAAUAGUAAUGUAACAUCGAAAUUUAUUUCUCAAGGUUUGCAGGUAAAUAUAGCUAACAAAGGCAUAAAUAAACUAAAUACGAAUGAAUCUUCUGAAGCUUCCAUCAAUAGCGAGUUACGUCCUACUGGAGAAAUCAACAGUGCCUUUAUUGAUGAUUGUGGUGAUGAUGAUGAUCAGAUAAAUAUUGAAAUUAAUUCGUCAGGAAUUAGCUCGACGGAAAUAGUUGGAUUGAAAAAGAGAAUUCGAGAUCCAGUUAAACAUUAUGAACAUGAAAUGAAAAUUUUUAAUGAAAGCGACGUCACCAUGUUGUAAGACAUUGUGGAAAAUCACAACAGAUUACCACCACAUGUAUUUGUAAAACUUAUUGUUAUGCAUGGACAAUUUAGCCAAAUUUUCAAUAGUUUGAGUCUGUGAUAAUACAUAAAACAUGCUGUAAUGAUUGGACAAACAGUGCUUUUGCAAUAACCAAAAUAACUUAAGGAUAU
Messenger RNA from Saccostrea cuccullata (small rock oyster), 2171 nucleotides. Its product is annotated as sialin-like. Bases 1 to 1998 code for a protein of 665 amino acids. Gene Ontology annotation, biological process: monoatomic anion transport; transmembrane transport. NCBI's taxonomy places the organism in Eukaryota, Metazoa, Mollusca, Bivalvia, Ostreida, Ostreidae. Gene Ontology annotation, molecular function: transmembrane transporter activity. The record is from RefSeq and is a predicted model, not a curated record. Gene Ontology annotation, cellular component: membrane. The transcript has 11 exons.